UCGGUUACACUGGGCGGGACAGGCGGGCGGUUGUGGGCAUCGAUGGCGUUUGGGAGGCACACCCAAGACAAAGCCGGGCCACGGCCACGGCCACGGCACUGCUGGCUUGCCUGCCAGAAGCACUCAGACGACCACCUCGUGCUCACCCACAUGCCAGAGACCCCGACGAAAAAUACCAGCCUCUUGGUACCAGUCUGCGGGUCACGCGAACACUGCUGCUGCUACUACUACAGACAGCUGCUACACAUCUGGCCAAGUGGAAUAUAAACUCUACUUGGGGUGUAUCAACAACGCCCACAACACACAGGCGCUAUAUACCGCGCACACGCACACCAGGUGGCAAACGUUGGUCUAGCGACCACGCCCAGCCCAUCAGCUCUCCCAACUCACAACGACCGACCGUCGGCCCCACCUCGAGAGGCUUGCGGAUCCCAAGCAACCAAAGCAGCCAAGGAAGGCGGCGCGGCUCGGCGGCAGCGGCAGCGGCUCCAAGCAACAUCGCCCAAAAGUAGUCGCAGUGGCCCCCAAGUGGCUCUCAGGAGGCGCGCGGCUCACCCGUAGUGGUCGCCUGACACCCUCGUGCGUUAUCCGGCAGACGCACGUUUAAACACUACACCCACGAUUGUCACCCACGGUGGAGGACCACCGUCAUUGCUGGGCGGGGCAGCACACGCAUCACACGACUGGGCUGGGACGGUGCACCUGCACCUGCACCUGCCGCACCCGCUCCUGCAGCACGAGCAGCAGCUGUUGUAUAUCCCCACCUUGUACCCCCUCGACGUCGCUUCCUCUUUCCUCCAUCGUCAUGGCCUGGGUACAGUCGCCAGUCGCCUCCACCUCGACGUCGACUUCCGUCUCCGUCUCUCCCACCUCUCCCACCUUUGGCCUGCACUCGCUCAGUCUCACCGUCCCCACGUCUCUGAGCGCGCACUUGGCACCACCGCCAGGUCACCAGCAGCAGCGCUACCACUCGCCACAGCAGCAGCACCACCACCUGCCGCCGCAGCAGCAGCGCGUCCCUCGCCCGCCAUCAGCCUCAGCAGCAGUCUACUCCGCCAUGGCGCCCCCUCCGGUCCCCUCCUCGAACCGGAAGCGCAAGUCGUACACGGACGUGCGGUCGUCGGCGUCGCCAGCACCCGAGUCGUCGGCCUCGCCGUCAAGCCACGCCGAGGAGGGCGACUCGGAGUAUGACCCUUCGCGCAUGCACAACGCGCAACGCGCGCCCGUUCGCGCCAAACGCGCAAUCCAGGCCAAGCCUGCCCCCGCCCCCGCGGCACCGCCCGCGCAGGCGCAGAAGAUUGGCCCCGGAGGACGGCCAAUGUCGCGCGAGCAGCUUCGCAAGGCCAACCACUCGUUGAUUGAGCGCCGGCGGCGAGAGAAGAUCAACGCCGCACUGAGCGACCUCCGCGAGAUGGUGCCCGGCCUCGGAGGCGAGGGAGCUGGAGGCAAGGGCGGCGAGUUCAAGCUCGAGGUGCUUGAACGGACAGUCGAACACAUGCGCGAGCUCAAGGCGCAGCUCGAGGACAUGCAGAGCCGGCUAGCCGGCCUGUCAUCAGCACCCAAGGCGUACAAGAAGCGCCGGCCGAGCGACGACGACGACGUCGACAUGGACGACCACGACGACAGCCCGCCGCGCCGCCCGGCCCACACCCCGGUCCAGCCCGUCCACGCCGGCAGCUACAUUGCACGCAAGCCUGCGGCGUCGUCGACGCCUCCCUCGCCGUCCGUCACCCCGCCGCUGCACCACACGACUGUGCUCUCGUCCCCCGACCCAAACGAGACUGAGCCUGAAUUCGACCUGCCACCUCCACUUACCAUGGCUUCGAAACGUGUGUCACAGGAUGACACUAGUAGUUCGGCCCGCACGGCCUCGCCCCACCCGCCGUCGAUCGCCUCUCUGCUUGCCUCGUCGGCCCAGUCGCAGCGCUCUUCCACAGGCGCGUCGACUGCGCGCCCAAGCGCAGGCCCAAGCCCAAACAUCUACCUGCCCUUUCCGACCCCCUCGCCGACGUCGCCGUUCCUCACGUACCACCCGUCGUCGGCGUCGACGGCCAGCUCGACCACGGGCCCGCCCGAGCCGAGUCCGUUCAUGGCCCCGCUUCAGAACAUCUCGCUGUUCGGCGGCGCGCUCGACAAUUCGAGCGCCUCACCGUACGAGGGCCCCACGUCGGGCAAGCAGCCCUCACCGCCGGACCUCGUCAUGCCCCCGCCGUCGUCGGCCAACGGGCGUGACAUGGCCCCCGAGGAGGCGGCCAAUCUCUUGCUCGCCAUCUCGUCCCCCGACACGCUGCACCCCACGCGGACGGGCACGACGCCGCUCAUGUCUGCCGUCAGCGGGCGUUCUAGGGCACUGGAGAGCGAGGACUUUACUCUGGACGGAGGCGUCGCAACUGCGACUCAUGCUCGCACCACGGUCAAGGUCGAACAACAUGGACAAAAGUACCGCUCGCAGGGCAAGACGGCGCGCGACAUUCUUCGGAUGUAGGUAGCAGCAGCAGCGAGUGCGAGUGUCGAGUGUACGCGUAGAGCAAAGAGGGUAAAAUACAUAGACUUGUACGUACAUAUACACUAGCGAUGAUCCGGGCUCUUCGGUGUUA
This is a messenger RNA of Vanrija pseudolonga, 2597 nucleotides long. It is a transcript of the gene Heyl, whose product is annotated as Hairy/enhancer-of-split related with YRPW motif-like protein. NCBI's taxonomy places the organism in Eukaryota, Fungi, Basidiomycota, Tremellomycetes, Trichosporonales, Trichosporonaceae. Bases 806 to 2485 code for a protein of 559 amino acids. The record is from RefSeq and is a predicted model, not a curated record. Gene Ontology annotation, molecular function: protein dimerization activity. The transcript has 3 exons.